GUCCUACAACGAGUCAUGCUCCUCCAGCCCUGCCAAGCAUGGCUACCCCAAAAGCUGCUGCACCUUGGAAGAUGUGCCUCUGAUCAGGUGAGGCUGAAGGGGGGGGGUUGGUGUGAGUGGUACCUGGGGCCCAUCGCACUAGGGGCUGUAUCCCACCCCGAGGAGCUUACAUGAGGCCAGAGGAGCUGCACCCUCUGCCCUAAGUGAGAGAGCGUCACAGCUCCCUCACCCCAGGGCAGCCCCAGCCUCGCUGUCAGGCUCCUCUUGCCGCCCGCUUCUCCCCCUCCAUGUAUCACUCAGGGCUGGGGGCGGGGUGCUGUGGUGGCUGUUUGCUGGGCUCUCUGGAAGUGCCAGGCACCCAGAGCCCUCUGGCAGCAUGUGAUGGAGUGAGCCAUGGCCAAGCUGCCUGUGUGCAACAGGGAGAUGGUGCUGUGGGCCACUCAACCCACAGCUGAUCCCACCCUGCUGGGGGCAGCAGUGCAAACCAGCUCACCCCUAAGCUGCAGGGCCAGCGCUUCCACUAGGCAAGCCUAGGCGGUCGCCUAGGGCGGCAGCAUUUGGGGGGGUGGCAUUUUGGCACCCUUGGUGGAAAUUUGGCGGCGGGGGGGAGGGGUCCUUCCACUCUGGGUCUUCGGCAGAAAUUCAGUGGCGGGUCCUUCACUCGCUCUGGGACCUGCCGCUGAAGUGCCCCGAAGAUGCGGAGCGGAAGGACCCCCGCCACCGAAUACUCAGGAAGAGCGCUGCCGCCUAGGGCAGCAAAAACCCUGGCGCUGCUCCUACUGAGCUGUGGCAUUGCAUCAUCCCAAGUCACAUGCAGCAUGUGUGGCAUGGUUGCAGGAGAGUCAAGGAGGGGGAUAGGGGAGCAGCACAACUUGUGGGGGCCCAGGGCCUGGCGCAAUAUGUGCCAUGUGUGACAGGUUCCCCCCAGGGUGCCACCUGGGGCUGGGGUACCACUGAGCCUCUGACCCACCAGCCUGGGCUCCCACUCGCACUGUGCUGCUGUGACAAGCUGCAAAGCCCUCCAAGCCUGCACUUCCACCAACAUUCACACAGGUGCAGUCACAUGCAGGCUCUCUAACCACCAGCGUCUCAGCCUAGGCACCCAGAGCAGUACCGUCCUGCCCUGCUCAAAUCUGGCCGGUAUAUGGGUUUAAUACCUGGUCCACUGCUCCCUCAGUGUGAAGAGGACCAUGCACACUUGUGGUAACCAAGCUGAGAUUUUCCCCAGGCACCUUAGUCAAAUGCACACUGGUUUAGAUUAAAACUUAAAAGAAGUGUAUUAAAAUCUAUCUUUCUGUAAUUAAGUGAUUGUAAGUGAUCGCAAACAGAUCAAGGCAGGUUACCUAGCAAAUAAACCAAACCACAAGCUGAGCUUGACGCACUAGAUAGCUAGGAUAUGAAUUAGCAAAUUCUCACCCUGAGUGAUAAACAGGCUGGCAGAUUCUUAAGGCACAAGCUGCCUUGGCUUUGCAGCUUGGCUUUCCCAGGCUUUAAUACACAGGCUAAAACUCCCUUAACCUGGGACCAUCACUUCCCCCGUUCAGUCUUUAUUCGUCAGGUGUUUCCAGGUGUGGUGUUGUCAAGAGUGAGGCCCCCUCAGGUUGUCAUUGCCCCUCUUUAAUAUCUCCCCCCCCCCCCCCACUUGCUGGAAAGCUCGUUUGCUGUGACCUGGGUCAGACAGGUCCCAUUGUGCAGUGCUGUAUCAGAGAGGUUUCUGUUGCACGCAGUUCCUGGGGUAAUCCUGGUGCUUGUGCAUUUCCUCAGUAAGCCAUUAACAUUGUUUGGCCUUUUUACUGUUGUAGCUGAAAGGCUGCUUGUGGGUGUUUUCAACCUCAUAACAUGUUUCCGUAGCCCAUACCUAGCCAAACUUCACAUACGCUGGUAGCACGUACAGUCCAACGAGAUAUUACUGUUGAGCAGAUCAAGACUUAGAUCCCUCACAAGGCACACUUUGUGCAAAACAGAAUAAUUACAUGACAGUGGUGAAUAUUGGGGUGCCAAGGUGUCACCAUGCCCAAGAGGCAUGCAAGGGCACAGCUGCCAGGAGCCAGGGAGGUGACCAGCCCAGAGGGGUGCUGGGUGGGGGUCACACCCACCCCCUUUCCAUGCCCACCGGGGAAGGCAUGUGCUGCUCUGAUCAUAUCCUGGCUUUGCUGACUGCUUUCUCCUUGCUCUGCAGUAAGUGUGGCACGUAUCCCCCUGAGAGCUGCCUCUUCAGCCUUAUUGGGAACAUCGGGGCUUUCAUGGUGGUGCUGAUCUGCUUCCUGCGCUACGGGCAGCUGAUUGAGCAGAGCCACCGCUCCUGGGUCAACACAACGGCGCUUGUCGCGGGCUGCACCAACGCUGCCGGCCUCGUCGUGGUUGGCAACUUCCAGGUGGACAACGCCAAGUCCCUGCACUACAUCGGAGCGGGCAUUGCCUUCCCGGCCGGGCUGCUCUUCGUCUGCCUCCAGUGCAUCCUCACCUACCACACUGCCGUCAGCGCCCUGGACGGCUGGAUGGCGCACCUCCGCGUCUCGCUCACCGGCGUGGCCUUAAUCGCCCUCGUCCUCAGCGGUGUCUUCUUCAUCCAUGAGAGCCCCCUGCUGCAGCACCUGGCAGCCGUCUGCGAGUGGGUCUUCGUCAUCGACAUGCUGGUCUUCUACGGCACCUUCGCCUACGACUUUGGGGCUGUCUCCACCGACACUCUGGUGACAGCGCUGCAGCGGGCCAGCAGCCGGGGCUGCAAGUCGCCCGGUGGCAGCAGCACCUCCACCCACCUCAACUGCACCCCUGAGAGCAUCGCCAUGAUCUGAGCAGGGGCUCCCCUCCCUCCCCCUUUGAUUUUGUACCAAAAAACAUUUUUUAAAGAAAACACAGUAUUGGGGCUGCCCCCCACAGCAGGGCUGAGCCCAGCAGCCCUCCCUGCUGGCCAGCCUAGCUGCUGCAUCAAUGGCCAAAGGGCGCCCUGGAGUGGGGCCACCAGCCUUCUCCUACCCGGGCUGGCUCCCGCAGGAACCUCACCCCUUCUGCAGAUCAGACCCCUGCCGGCAGCGGCUGCUCAGGGAAAGGAGAUCGGAGCUGGCUGCAGGGCGCGACUGCUCAUGCUGCUCUGCUGGGGGCUUUCCUACCCCCGUCGGGGCAGCCUCUCCUGGGCAGGAGCCCUCUGCACAUGUUCCCUUGCUCAAGCCCCUACCCCAUUCAGAAAGGAUUUGGGGUAACCCCACCGCAAAGUGGGGGGGGACGCACAGGGCUGUCCGAUGGUGUCUGACCUUUGGAGGGAGGGUCUUUUCUCCCCCACCCAUUAACCCCUCUCCUUCCUCUCCCCGUCCUGGGGGAGGUCUUGGCAGUGGGAUGGUGGAUGACGUGGCAGGGGGCAAAGAGCCUCGAUCCCCAUCCUUCUGAGCCGGUUUCUUUGGGUAAACUGGAUUGGUAUUUUUAGUACUUUUUAUAUCUCGAAGGUGUAUAAAGAGACUUGUAUGGA
Mauremys mutica (yellowpond turtle) is the source of this 3463-nucleotide messenger RNA. RefSeq names its product transmembrane protein 150A (gene TMEM150A). NCBI's taxonomy places the organism in Eukaryota, Metazoa, Chordata, Testudines, Geoemydidae. The transcript is spliced from 4 exons. Gene Ontology annotation, biological process: protein localization to plasma membrane. The record is from RefSeq and is a predicted model, not a curated record. Bases 1974 to 2795 code for a protein of 273 amino acids.